Ceratitis capitata (Mediterranean fruit fly) is the source of this 615-nucleotide messenger RNA. RefSeq lists its product as uncharacterized. The record is from RefSeq and is a predicted model, not a curated record. The transcript is spliced from 2 exons. The coding region runs from base 14 to 559 and encodes 181 amino acids. Lineage: Eukaryota; Metazoa; Arthropoda; Insecta; Diptera; Tephritidae.
CCACAUCAAAUACAUGCAAGACGCUACGCCAAUUUUAAAUAGUUUCAUUUCUUCGUCUUGUGUGCAUGGUUUAUCAUUCCAUUUCUACACAAUGUGUUCCCGAAAAUGCUGGGAAAGAUUCUGCUUCUUUAUGAUUUUUGGUCUAUACCUGGUCCUGGUAUUGCAUAUGCGUUUCGAAUAUGAAAGUUUGCAAAUGAAGCAAGGGAGAAAAGACCUUCAUUAUUGGUUUUACGACCAGCCGUACGUACCGCCCAGUCAGGCACCACCAACAAAGAACCCGGAACUCGAGCAAUACUACAAGGUAUUAGCGUUUUAUAAAAGACAAGGUACAGGGAAGAGAAGGAACCUUAACACGAAUUAUAUAAGACCCGGACGUAUGCCUCAACCUGCUCGUCAUUUGGAGCCCGCUAUUAGAAUGCAGUACAUGGCUGCAAAUACUGAAUGGCCGGUUUACGGUGAAGGACAUAAAAUGCAGAAACCAAAUUACAUUUGGACCAGUAUAUUCGUAUUAAUUGCCAAUCUGCCUCGACUUGGAGUGUUCAAUGAUAUAUACGCAUGAUCACGAAAACUUUAGUGGCAAGAUUAAAGUGAAAUAAAUUUGCGGUAAAAAUAUAA